Messenger RNA from Rodentolepis nana, 483 nucleotides. The record is from the annotation of a GenBank genome assembly. NCBI's taxonomy places the organism in Eukaryota, Metazoa, Platyhelminthes, Cestoda, Cyclophyllidea, Hymenolepididae.
AUGGGGGACUCAAAAUCAACAGCCUCGGAGGUGUCCUGCACCAAAUGCGAUUCCUUCAAGAUUCGAAUCCAUGAAUUGGAGACGACUGAAGUGCAUAUUUCUGCGGAGAAGGCCCGCUUGGAGUCGCAGUACAAGGCCUAUGUGGCUGAUAUAGAAAUGCAAGUUGCCAAUCUCCGUUCUCAACUGGAGAAAUCAACUACCAAGUCAGAGGGCAUACAACGAACUCUGGAGGACUUUCAGCGAAAACUCACUGUCAAAGAAAGCGAGCUCACCGAAGCUGUGAGUGAAAUCGAGCAUCUACGAAACAAGAUUAAAAUGCAAGAGGCCGCCUCAAAGAAUAACGAUGAAAGUACACUUCAGAAAUUGAGGCCGAAAAAGGUGGAUUUGCUCCCACUUACUGAAACGGAUGUCAAGGAAUCAGUUUACUACAAGGAUCUUGAGCUGACGAAUAGCGCUUUGAAGAAUAAGGCAAGAUAUCCGUAA